Messenger RNA from Hippopotamus amphibius kiboko, 4236 nucleotides. It is a transcript of the gene LRRC2, whose product is annotated as leucine rich repeat containing 2. The coding region runs from base 1329 to 2444 and encodes 371 amino acids. NCBI's taxonomy places the organism in Eukaryota, Metazoa, Chordata, Mammalia, Artiodactyla, Hippopotamidae. The record is from RefSeq and is a predicted model, not a curated record. The transcript has 17 exons. Gene Ontology annotation, molecular function: protein binding.
AGAAGCGUUUGAGCUCGUGACAGGUGUUCCGGCAGAAGACCUCCCGGCGGAUGUACUGAUUGUUCAUCCCCUGAAAAAGAAAAUAUCAGCCGAACCCCUGUAGAACGUGCUCCCUUGAACUCUGGAAGUGUCUGUUGACCUUGGCUGACCUUGGAAUCACUCGGGGAGCUUUACAAAAAACGGCAGGGCUCCCUCCCCAGGGAGUCUGAUUUCAUCAGCCUGGGAUGUGGCCUGGGUGUCAGGAUUUUUAAAGGCACCCCCUGUGAUUCUAACGUGCAGCCAAGGAAAUUCCAAGGUGAGGAAGCUUGGCAGCAGCAAUGGAAUCAACCGGUAGAAGAGCCUGCAGAGAUGCAAAACCCACCUGCUCUGAUAGGAGGAGCUGUGGUCCUACUGGAUGGAGGAGACCCUCACUGCUUCUCCCUCUCUCUCUCUCUCUCUCUGUCCUCUCAGCAUGUGACCCAGGUGUGAGUGCAGCCAUCAGAAGUGCACUGCAGAGCAGAAGCGCAAGAUGAACUUCCUUCCCGGGCACCCUCAAGUUCAUCAUUCUUUACCUUUGAGAUGAAUCUGCUGCUGUCUCAGUACGGUGUCAAGGAGGCAGGAUCAGAUCAUGCAGUGGAGGUUUUCUCAUCGGGGAAAGAGGGAGGUAGAUUUGGAAGCCACCCCUCAAAGCACCACCUGUUCAAAAUGAUAACAAGAGCAACACUGGUAUCACUGGAUUAUAUGUAAAGGUGUCUGGUACUGUUCUAAGCUUUAUGGGUACAAACACAGCAUGAUAUACAUCGUACAGCUAUGAUUGGGGACUAUCAUCACUCCCACUUCAUAGAUAAGAAAACUGAGGCACAAAAGGGGGAGGAGCAAACCAAGACUUCCUCACGUUCCUGGGCCUCACCUGUCCCAGAGAAUGAAGAGACUGGUCUCACUUGCAGCCUGGACAAGACACCAAGGUGGCAGGUCUAGGAGGCUACAGUUUUACCACAGGCAAGAGGCAGGUGGAGGACAUUGUGAGGGGGGUCUGUCCCAGGAAGGCCCCAUAGGGUUCUGCUCGGUUACAUUACGAGAUACAGCAGUGAACAAAGCACAGGAGACCUCAGCCUCACGGAGCCCAAAUCCCUGUCCUUGGAGAGGGACACACACAACAUACAAAGUUGACCUAGUGGGUGAAGAUGGCCAAGUCUGCUGGGAGAUGCAGAGGCUCCUGGAAGUGACCAGAACUGGAGAGGGCCCUGUCUUCUGAAGGAGCCCCAGACCAUGCUGAGGAUGGUUUGUCAAUGCUGCCUUGUUCUUCCUCUCUUUAUCAUCUUCCCUCUAGGUAAUUUCAUGCUCCCAAAAUGGGACAUAAAGUGGUUGUCUUCGACAUUUCUGUCGUCAGAGCCUUGUGGGAGACGCGUGUCAAGAAGCACAAAGCCUGGCAGAAGAAGGAGGCAGAAAGGCUCGAGAAAAGCGCGUUGGAAAAGAUAAAAGAAGAGUGGAACUUCGUGGCUGAGUGCCGGAGGAAAGGCAUCCCUCAGGCUGCGUACUGCAAGAAUCGCUUCGUAGACACCAGCGUGAGGCUUCUGGACAGGAUUGAAAGGAACUCUCUCGCGAGGCAGGGUGCACUUUCCAAGGAGAGAGACAAACGGAGCAGUGAGUUUGUGUUUGAACUUUCAGGGGAGCACUGGAAGGAGCUCCCAGAUUCCUUGAAGGAGCAGACGCACCUGAAAGAAUGGCACAUAAGCAAUACCCUGAUUCAAAUCAUUCCUAAGUAUAUCGAGCUGUUUCAAGCCAUGAGGAUUCUGGAUCUACCAAAAAACCAAAUCUCCCGUCUUCCAGCUGAAAUUGGUUGUUUGAAGAACCUGAAGGAACUCAACGUGAGUUUCAACCAUCUGAAGAGCAUUCCUCCAGAACUGGGAGACUGUGAACAUCUAGAGAAACUGGAUUGUUCUGGAAAUCUAGAAUUAACCGAGCUCCCCUUUGAAUUAAGUAAUUUGAAGCAAGUUUCAUUCGUAGAUAUCUCAGCAAACAAGUUUUCCAGUGUCCCAAUCUGUGUCCUGCGGAUGUCUAAUUUGCAGUGGUUGGAUAUCAGCAGCAAUAACCUGAAUGACCUGCCACAAGAUAUAGACAGGCUAGAAGAACUACAAACCUUUCUCCUGUAUAAGAACAAGCUGACCUAUCUUCCUUAUGCCUUGCUUAACCUAAAGAAGCUCACCUUGUUAGUCGUCAGUGGGGACCACUUGGUGGAGCUCCCAACAGCCCUUUGUGACUCAUCCACACCUUUAAAAUUUGUAAGUCUUAUGGACAAUCCUAUUGAAAAUACCCAGUGUCAAGAUGGUAAUGAAAUGACGGAAAGUGAACGAGAUCGCCAACAUUUUGAUAAAGAAUUUAUGAAAGCCUAUAUUGAAGAUCUUAAAGAAAGAGAAUCUGUUCCCAGCUACACCACCAAAGUAUCUUUCAGCCUUCAGCUUUGAUGCCAUCCAUCAGAAGACUACAGAAUCUUCGUGACCUGUGGAGCUGUAAAUCUUCUUGUUGUGGGUCAUGUCAUAGAGGAAUAAUGGCUUGUGCUUAAGGACAAAAUCUAGAAACCACAGUCAUAGUUGUUAGGAAAAAUGAUUUUCAAAUUUCAAAUAUGUGAGUACCUCUCUCUGUGGGCUAGAAAAUUGAUACAUGGGUUUAUAUAUUGAUAUUUAAAGGUUCAUUUGCAUACACUUGUUUCCAAAUAAUGCACAUUUAAUAUUUUAGAAAAUGUGUUAUUUUUAAAAAUUAUCACUUAAAGACCAAAUUUUGAAGUUGAUUACAUUGUUUUCAGGAAUUUGGGGAAAAAGGGGUGGUGAAAAGAGUAUUUAUACUGGACUAGUGAAAUGAGAGUUUAUUUUGUUAUUUUGAAAGAGUUUUAAUGCAUUAUUUCUUUUACUGAGGACAGUUUUCCUUGGGUUUAUACAGAUUGCUAUUUUCAUAUGUUUUAAGUUAUAUUUUACAAGUGUAGGCUUUCAGGAAAGACUCUAGGUAUAAUCUGGGCCUUGAAGGUAGGAGGAAGGGUGGGAUUGUCUGCCCAGGCUUUAGGCUCGGGUGGUGCACUGGCGGCCCUAGUGGAAGAAGUGUGGGCCUGGCUGGUCAUGGCAAGCCUUGCAUGGCCUGCAUGGAUGGUCAGCCUGCCUUGAGUGGGCCCUUUGGGGGUCCUGGAAUGCAUGCCACGGAGCAGAGGCAUUGCCUCCAGGGACCCAUCCUCCAAGGUGGCCUUAUAAAGUAGUAGUCCACACUGAUGAGGAGUCCCUAGCAAGGCUUCCCUGCAGGUACUACUGGAGAACUCUGCCUGUGGUCAAGAUGCUGUGGUCCAGAGGGAGCUCAGGAGACUGGGUUUACAUUGGCAAAGGCUUUGAACAUUCAUUACAGGGCUUUGAACUUUGACAUCACAUUGUAGGAUUUGGAGAAAUUAUACAAAUAUCUAUUUUUAUACUAUUAUCUUGGGCUAAAAUAAAUGGGAUUGUGAAUGUGUUGAAGGUAAGUUUAAACAAGUAGCUUUUAUGACUGAGGUGGAAAAAAUGCAUAUAUUCACAUAUAUUUACUUAUGAAUUGACUCCUAUGUGGUCUAGCCCAGUGCUGCCCAGUAGAUCUUUAUUCAGUGAAGGAAAUGUUCUGUAUCUGUAUUGUCUAAUUUAGUAACCACCAGAUGCAUGUGCUUCUUGAGCUCUUGAACAAUGUCUGGUGUGACUGAAGAAAUAAAUUUUUAAUUACAUUUAAAUUUAAAUAGUCAAAUGUAUUGGACAGCACGGUUGAGCCAGUUGGGUUAUUCAGAAGUUAAUCUGGGCUAGAAAUGAAGAGUGAUUUUUAUUUUGUUAAUACUGACACCCAAUAUUUUGUCUUGAUAGGUUCAAUUAUAAUUCUAAAUAUUUUAUCCUCAAUAUACAUAAAGCAGGUAGAACAGUUUAAAGCCACAUAGUAAUGCUUCAGUAGAGCACUGCUUCAAUGUAAAGACAAAUUCCGAGAAGUAGGUUAAGAGAUGAAAAGAGUAGGAAAAUGAGAAAUCACUUUAAUUUAACCUCAAACAAUUGUAUUUUUCUUUAUAACACAAAUUUAUAAUGCAAAUUUAUUAGUUGUACUAUGUGAAUGAUCUUGGAAUUUUAUUUCAUGCCACAGUAUGUGUUAUAAACAGCCAAAUGGAAAAUAUAUCUGAAAAGGGGGGAAAUGAGGGCUUUCACAUAAAUUGACUGUCCAUAACUCAUGUAAAAUUUAUUUUAAUAAAACCAGUCUUUUAUGCAAAAA